AAAAACACAAAAAAAUGACAGUGGAACAAAUAAGCUAAUUUGUGAUGAAAUUGUUUUACCGAGUGAAAAAUAGUUGAAACGGGUAAAAACAGCUUUGAUAAUCAUGGAAGCCGUUCCAAAAUUACCCAUGUUAAGUUUUGAGCUGAAGGUGAGCCACGAGAACACGCAUUUUGGACCAAAAUUGAAACAGUACAUUGCGGAAGCUUAUAGGGAGGAUCCAGACAGCUACAGCAAUGAGAUACAUCAGUUGGAGGGUUUGCGGUCAGCGGCUGUUCGACCUACAAUCGAUUCUGUUGGGUUGAGCGCCCUAAUCAGAUAUUUUUGUCAGCUGCGGUCGCUGCAAAGCCGAUUCCCAAUGGCUAAAGGUCAACCUGCUGCGUGUUCUUUCAGCUGGAAGGACCUGUAUGCAAACAUGAACAGAACUCUAGCAGACAUAAGGUUCGAAAUGGCAAGCAUUCUUUACAACAUAGGGGCACUCCUCACGCAGCUGGGUGCUGCAGAGCCUCGUAACACAGCCGACAGCCUGAAGACGGCUUGCACACACUUCCAACAUGCUGCGUGGGUGUUCCAGUACUUACGGGAACAGUUACCGCAGCCAUCAGGGGUGGAUGUGUGCUCCGAAAUCAUGAGGAUGAUGCAGGAGAUAUGUUUUGCUCUUGCACAAGAAUGCAUUCUGGAAAAGAGUAUUCAGGAUACCAGGAAACCUAGUGUUGUUGGUGCUGUAGCAACACAAGUGAUGUACUUCUACAAGAACUCACUAGGUUACCUGGGCCCUACCUCUGGAGCAGACAUAGUUCACGAGAUAGUUGGCACAAAGCUGUAUAACUACUGGCACAGAUACCUGUCCUUCAAGCUCAACUAUAUUGGCUGUGUUGUGUGUUUGUAUCAAGGCAUGCACGCAGAAGAACAACAGAAGAUGGGCGAACGUGUAGCCUUCUACCAACACGCAGUCGAACGGUUGGCUGAAGCCAGGAAACUGACCAAGAACAUAGAACCAGCCCAAGUAGUUCAAGAAGCUCUCACCUUCACCAACGACGUGGUGGAAGGGAAAAGGAAAGCGGCCAAGAAUGAAAAUGAGUUCAUUUAUCAUGAAGAAGUACCGGAGAAAGAUGUUCUUUCGGAUAUGAAGCCUGUUUGUCUGGUGAAGGCGUUGCCGAUUAACUUUAAUGAUCCUGAGGUAUCAGGCACCGACGUAUUCUCCCGCCUAGUUCCGAUGAUGGCUCACGAGGCGUCAUCCGUGUAUUCAGAGGAGAAAGCUCAGAUGUUACGUCACAUCGUCGGCCUGGUGGAGGCCAAGAAUACGGAGUUGACUGAGUUCAUGUCCUCGCUGCAGUUAGACCAGCUGGAUGUCAUUGAGUCUGAUCAGAAAGUACCGCAAGAGAUUGUAGAUAGAUGUGCCGCAAUGAAUGCCAAAACUGAGAUUAUUCAGACGCUUGUUGACUCCAUGAACAAUCUUGCUGAAAUCAUCAGCGAUGUUGAAGAGUCUUUGGCUGAGAUCAAGGAAAUUAUACAGGAUGAGACAACAAAAGAAAAGGAAUACCAAAAAAUCAUGGGACCGCGUCCCCCCUCCAUAGUACAAACCGAACUGUCCCGCGAGUUCCACAAGUACGAGGAAGCUCAUGCGCGAACCAACGAGAGCAACCAGGUGCUACACAAGGCGAUGACGCUACACAUCGCCAACUUGCGUCUGCUGGCUCAGCCGCUAGACGUGCUGCAGUGCAAGAUACCCAGCAUCGAUAAUAUUGUAGGUCUAGACCGUGAAACUAUGACGGAGAUGCGUCGCGUGGUCGGCAAGGUCCGCGAGAUGCAAACACAACGCGACUCUCUCGUACAACAGUUAAGAGAGGCGGUCACCAACGACGAUAUCACCUCGCAGUUGUUGGCGAGGAAUAACGAGCCUAAAGAGGAGAUAUUUAAGCAGGAGUUGAAGAAACAUAACCCUACGAUACAAAUCAUCGAAGCGAAUCUAGCGGCUCAAGAGAACAUAAUAAACAAACUGACUUCAGUCUACGCGUCUUAUGGCGACUCCAGACGUUUGCUGUCAGACGUGCUGAGGAAACGAGAAGGGCUUAUAAACGCCCUAAUCACAUCAUACGACACAUACGAAGAACUGCUGGGCAAGUCCCAGAAGGGUUUGGAGUUCUACGCGAAGCUGUCACACAACGUGUCGCAACUGCUGACGCGGCUGCGCAGCACGUGCCAGGUGCAGCGCGAGGAGAGGGCGCAGCUCCUCGCCAAGCAACAGGGGAAAGCAAGUACCCCAACCCCCACAGCGGCAGCCAGUCCCCCGCCCGCCAAACAAGCAGAGGCGAGUGCCAUAGUGAGCCAGCUGCCCCCCUCACUGGCGGCCGGAGGCGGACCACGCAAGCUGAAGGACUACUUACCGUAUAUGAAGAAUAGGAACCGCGGUAUGGCGCCGCAAGCUCCCGUGGAGCCAAUUCCUUUGGACUCAUAUUAUCCUGAAGGCAUAUACCCUACUUCUGUGCGUCCGACACCCGUUGGAUCAGAAGCAACGGACAUAAAUCAGACGCAGUUGCCGGAUGGCGUGGUAAUGCCUCCGGUACAAGCCGUCCCCAGUCCGUACGACCGGUACUUAUACGGUCCAUCCGAUUCCGAACCGUACGCCAUCCCAUCCAACUACCUAUUCCCAAAUACCAGCAAAACUUACGAAAAACCUUCUCACGAAGACCUGAGUUACGGGUACUCUACGUAUACUCCGCAACAGUUUUCAACAAAUACUUCAGAACAGCAAAUAUAUUCUAAUCCUUACUACGCCAAUUCUUAUGGCGCUCAAAAUAAUGCUACUGUUGUUACUGACUCACAGAACUUUUCUAAUGUGGUUCCGAACCAGGUCAAUAUGAAUCCGAACCAAGGAAAUGUCAAUCCAAACCAAGGAAAUGUGAAUCCAAACCAGGGUGGAAUGAAUCCAAACCAAGUUAGCAUGAAUCCGAACCAAGUCAGUAUGAAUCCGAACCAAGUUGGCAUGAAUCUGAAUCAAGUGAGCAUGAAUCCCAAUCAAGUAAACGUGAAUCCAAACAUUCCAAACCAAAUCAAUGUGAAUCCGAACCAAGUUAACGUGAAUCCAAACCAAAUGAAUGUGAAUCAGAACCAAGUCAACGUAAAUCUAAAUCAAAUCAAUGUAAAUCCUAAUCAGAGCUACGAACCAUACAUGAACCAGAUGGGACCAAUUCCUGAGUCUUCUAUGUCGUCCGUAUCUGCCUACAGUUCUGCGAAUCAGACGGACAUGAUCGCGAAUUUCGCACAAAUGCAUGUUUCGGGGCCUAAACACGAAAAUCCCCAAGAUUUUGGAGCAGAUUAUUCGCAGACUUUCUAUAGUGUGCAGUACCCAAAUGUAUCGACUCCUGGCUCGGCCGCCUAUACCAGUGCUCCUCAGAAUUCCAACACGAGCUUAGCGCCUUCCCAGAUGAAUUCUGACUACAGUACGUUGAACUACCCGUACAGUAACGAGUCGACGCAGUACAGUCAGCAAGUGCCAACGUUCUCGGCUGCUGACCCUUCUUACAACUAUGCCACUACCUUCGCCUCGACUUCCCAAGGAUACACAUACACUAAUGCCAACACUUCUACAACCUCAAGCAUAGCGAACUCCAACAGUCUCCCAUACUCCUUCACUUCAGAAAUGGACAACUAUAACCCAGCUCUGUCUCAGUUAGACGCUAUAGACAAACCGAUAAAGUCCCACGCGAAGGGCGAAGCCCUAUCCAGCUUGAGCUUCCAGCCGUCCUACCAAAACUACGGCUCCAAUGUUCCUGGCUACUCCAACCAACCCCAGACAUAUAACCCGACCAGCACGUACGGUUACACCGACCAAACAAACACGAACUUCUCACAGUCCUACCAAAAUCAUCCGGGUUAUAAUUUCAACUCGACAACGGGAACCUACGAGUAUAAUUUCGGCUCGCAAAACUCUUAUACGUACGAUAAUACUGUACAAGAGAAUGUGAAUUAUCAGCCGGCGGAGAAAGAUCAAAACUGGCAGCAGCCAGCGAUUUACACGAGCGCGGGGAAUGUGGGGACUUGUGAGACUGUGCAGUCGCCGACUGACAACUCGCAGAUAGUGCCGCAAAUGCCCGCAGAACAAGGAGUUAAUAACCAGAUGUACUAUAAUAACACGUACGGCUACCAGAGCGUGACGUCACCAGUGAACGACGCGCAAACAGCGCAGCAGACAGUUCCCAACAACUACGUAGUGAACGCGAACCAGCAGGGCUACGUGCCGACUGUGCCGACCCCACAGGACCAUCACGUCACGUUUAAUAGCGGUCCAGUGACGGCACCGAGUGACAAUGUUGAGCCAAAAUUUGAGACUUAUCCUAAUGUAGACAAUCAAAGCACUUCAAAUGUAGAGCAAAGUACUCCAUAUGUAGAACAGAGUACUCCAAGUGUAGAACAAAAUACUCCGAGUGUAGAACAAAGUUCUUCCGUAGAGCAGAAAGUUCCAGAAACAGUUCCGACCGACACUAAACCACAGGUCAAACCUGAGCUGACUGCGUUUGACUUGCUAUCGGAGAUCGACUUUUCAGUAGAACAAACUCCGCUUAUGCCUGAAAUUAAGGUGCCCCAAAUAUCUGAAAGUGCUAUAAGAAAACCUAUGGCACCUAGAGUAGAACCUGUGAAAAAGGUUCCAGUAAAGGAAGAAGUAAUUGAACGCCCUGCAAAGAGAGAUUUAUUCUCCGAUCCGAGUUUGUUGAACCAGUUCACUCAAGAAGUGAAGAAUCUACAGAAAUUGACAGAUUCAUUGACUAACAAAAUGCCUUGUGGGUUGACGGUACUGGACUCCAAAUGGAAGAAUUUCCAAGAUUUUCAGACGAAGCAGAAUAUGACGCGAAGCAAGACCAUCGCCAUGCAGCAUACAAACGGCAACAUAGUGACAGAAGUAGUGCCUUAUGACGACUCGCGUCUGACGCUCAAGUCUGACCCUGACGCGUUUAUCAACGCUUCGUAUUAUAAGCAACUAGCAUCAUGGUGCAUUCCUCUAGUGAUCUCGAAGAACCCCAGCGAGUCUGAAUAUACCGUGUUCUGGAAAGCGGUCUUAGAAAAUAAAAUAAGUUGCAUCGUGUGCCUGCUGAGUGAAAUUGAGAUGCAAGGCAAGACCUACUGGCCAACUGCAAAAGGACAGAGCUUGGACCUGUCAGAUGGUCUAAAAGUUCUCCUAGAUGAAGUGACGUGUACCGUGCACUGGACAGAGAGGAAACUCACCGUGGCUACCGGGAAAACUGUGUUGAAUGUCACACAUUAUCAGAUUAAUGUGUUUCCUGCCAAGAUCGUCUGCUCCCCCCUGGUACUCCUAGCAGACAAACUGCUCAGCCAGACGUACGACGGCAGACUGAGCAACCAGCUGUGCGGCGCGUGGGUGCAGGACGCGGCGGGGGCGGGCCGCAGCUGCGUGCUCGCUCUGCUGCUGAUGCUCAUGUGCCAAGUGCGAGCGGGGCAGAUGCAGCUGUGUGAUAUGUUAGACGCCGGGUGUAUGAACUUGUACACACAUAGGAGCAACGUGUUGGAAGACACCAAAUAUUUGGCCGACGCCUACAGAACUGCAUUGUUUUAUGUCCAAGGAGUUCUCUGUUCCGGUACAACAAUGUUCAACGGCGAAGCGGUGUCUCUCCCAUCAGGCGCGGCGGUACUUCCCCCCGUCACCCCCACUUCGAACCCUUCCACCGCCGGCCAGAAACCCACCAAGUUCUCCCGCGAAUCCUUCGAGGAAAUGAAACAAUCGCCAGGGUUGAAAAGCGGAGACAUGAAGGACCCACUCAACUUCCUCGACCCGCUCUGGAGCUUGAAGAAAAAGUGAGCUCCCUUCUUCGUCAAAUGGUUCGAUAGACUAUGACGUCUCUAGACGCAGCGAUACUCAACCUUCGGCCCGCUGAGGUGUCAGUCUUUCAGAUCUCACGUAUAAAGAGUAUUACUUAGCAUAUGGAUAGGUGCGCCCGUAUUGUUGCGGCCCCAGAAAAUAGUAGGUUGAGUAUCGCUGACGAAGAUAGCACCCGCUGGAGUAAAUAAAAUUAUGUUCGUGAUUCCUUUCGCCUGUCAUACACGAAGUGCCGAUUAUUUAGAUAUUACUGUUAAUUACUUAAUCACAAUUAUUUUAUCGUAAAAUAUAUUUUUAUUAGCUGUGUUUGCGUUUUCUUGACGUUUUUUAGUUUUAUUAAAAUUUUAACUUCUUAAUAAGAUAGGUUAAAUAAAAAUUAAAUAUUAUUCCACAAAAUAUGAGUAUUCUUAUUAUUUAUUAUCCUUACUAGAUUAAUGUUUCGCUAUACUUUAAAAUUAGCAUAUCUUGAUAUUAAUUAUCACAAAGUGUGACUGAAAAUAGUAUAGAAUGAGGAAGGCGAAAUGCGAAUGUUUUUUAAAUUUAGUUGGCUUUAAUUUUAUCUAGUUUUGGAUUAUUAUGAAUUAAUGAUCGAAUGCGUUUUAACAAAUAUUCCAUAAUUAACGGUUUCAUGUUAAUUUCAUUUUACAAAAUAUCUAGAAAGUACUAUACGGAUUAAGGAACAGGUUUGACGAUAUCAGAUUUUGUAUUUUUUGUUUAGUAAAAUUUACGAAAUAUGCUAUUAAUCAUGAUUCGGCAAAAAAACUAAAUUCAAUUGUUGCAUGCCGUCAUACUGAUAUGAAAAGAUUUUUUAACUUACAAGUAGUUACAAAAUCUUUAAUUCCUUUUUUUACAAAAAAAAUAUUCAGCGCAGCGAAAAUAUACAUGUUCCCAAGCGGCAGACUUUUCAGUGUCUACACUGAAAAGUCUGCAAAGCUUUUGUGUAGAUUUUGGAUAGUGAUUUUUGAUGGAUAUUGUAAAAAUAUUUUCAUUUAUGUUAAAGGAACAAAACGAGCAACCAUGUAAUGUAACUAAUUAUCACAAAUACUAAUAAUUUCGAAGCACUAUUAACUUUGGUUCAGUUCAGAUGGUAAGCGUUAUUCUUUCUGUUCUAUUAUUAUUUUGAAUUAGUUUUCGAUACCUACAAAACAUAAAUUGAACGAUUGUUAAAGUUUAUGCGCGAGCGCCGAGCAUCUGAACUUAGCUUUAUUGUAAGACAUUGUAUUAUUCCAACACUGUUUUAAUGCAACUACAUUCCUUAUGUUUUGUUUUAUUUUAGUUAUAAAUUAUACUAUUGAAUACAUGUUACGCACGCAUUUCGGGAUGCCAAUGUAUUUUAUAGGUUUAUACAAAGUUGACGUGUUCAGUCAACACUGAACUAUGAAAGCGCGGGCAACGUGCUCACUGACCGGAAUAUGUCAACAUUGUCUAAUACGUAGGUGCGAUAGUUAUUGUAAAGCAGUUAAAUUGUUUAAUGUUCCAUAAUUAUACUCUAAUGAUAGUUAUGUAUUUGAAUUUUCAUACAUUUUAAUAAAAGUUGAUUUUGUAUUAUUAUCUAUUGUAAUAAAAUGUAACGAAUAUUAAUGAAUUUAAUACUGUAGUUAGGUACUGAUAUUCAUAGCAUACUCAAAUAAAAUAAAUUGGACUGAGA
This is a messenger RNA of Helicoverpa zea (corn earworm), 7478 nucleotides long. RefSeq names its product tyrosine-protein phosphatase non-receptor type 23 (gene mop). Gene Ontology annotation, cellular component: endosome. The record is from RefSeq and is a predicted model, not a curated record. The transcript is spliced from 21 exons. NCBI's taxonomy places the organism in Eukaryota, Metazoa, Arthropoda, Insecta, Lepidoptera, Noctuidae. Gene Ontology annotation, molecular function: protein tyrosine phosphatase activity; protein binding. Gene Ontology annotation, biological process: endocytic recycling; protein transport to vacuole involved in ubiquitin-dependent protein catabolic process via the multivesicular body sorting pathway; early endosome to late endosome transport. Bases 104 to 5812 code for a protein of 1902 amino acids.